AUGUCGGGUGCUGUGGGCCGAGAGCCAGUUUUCCCAACUCGUCAAUCACUGGGGUUGAUGAAGAGCAAGCUGAAGGGAGCCGAGAUUGGACACAGCUUAUUGAAGCGAAAGAGUGAAGCAUUGACCAAACGUUUCCGAGAAAUCACACGUCGCAUCGAUGAGGCUAAGCAGAAAAUGGGUCGGGUCAUGCAAGUUGCGGCAUUCUCCUUGGCUGAAGUGAGCUAUGCAGUGGGUGGUGAUAUCGGAUAUCAGGUUCAGGAGUCCGCCAAACAAGCUCGCUUCCGAGUACGCGCGAAACACGAGAACGUCUCCGGUGUCCUCCUUCCUCAAUUCGAGAGUUACACAAAGGAGGGUAUUAAUGAUUUCGCUUUGACGGGUCUUGGUAAAGGUGGUCAGCAGAUUCAGCGCUGUCGGGAGACGUAUGCGCGAGCUGUGGAGACUUUGGUGGAGUUGGCUAGUCUACAGACUGCCUUCUUGAUUCUAGACGAGGUUAUCAAGGUUGUCAACCGGAGAGUGAACGCCAUUGAGCAUGUCAUCAUCCCUCGAACUGAGAACACCAUCAAAUACAUCAAUUCCGAACUCGACGAACUGGAUCGAGAGGAAUUCUACCGCCUCAAGAAGGUCUCAAACAAGAAGCAACGUGAUGUUGCAGCUGCGGACGCUGAGAUGCUGGCUGCCAGGCAAAAGGCAGCCGAGAAGGCAGCCGAGAAGCAGGCAGAAGAUGGAACACCAGCCCAGGAGGCCAAGGAGGUGGAAGAGGUUGAAAGUACAGAUGUUUUGGGUGAACAAGAAGACACCGACGUUAUCUUCUAG
Molecule: messenger RNA, 813 nt
Organism: Penicillium verhagenii
Lineage: Eukaryota; Fungi; Ascomycota; Eurotiomycetes; Eurotiales; Aspergillaceae
Product: H(+)-transporting V1 sector ATPase subunit D
Exons: 8
Coding region: 1-813 (270 amino acids)
Biological process (GO): vacuolar acidification
Cellular component (GO): fungal-type vacuole membrane; vacuolar proton-transporting V-type ATPase complex
Molecular function (GO): proton-transporting ATPase activity, rotational mechanism
Source: RefSeq, a predicted model, not a curated record